Molecule: messenger RNA, 1002 nt
Organism: Phytophthora infestans T30-4
Lineage: Eukaryota; Oomycota; Peronosporomycetes; Peronosporales; Peronosporaceae
Product: mitogen-activated protein kinase, putative
Exons: 4
Coding region: 1-1002 (333 amino acids)
Biological process (GO): protein phosphorylation; intracellular signal transduction
Cellular component (GO): cytoplasm; nucleus
Molecular function (GO): MAP kinase activity; ATP binding
Source: RefSeq, a predicted model, not a curated record
AUGUCGGUCGAGCCGUCCCGCUACGGCCCGGACUUCCACUGCGUCACCGUAUCGCGAGAUGUCUUCGAAGUCCGCUCACACUACGCAAAUUUGCGCCCCGUUGGCGGUGGCUCGUAUGGCAUCGUCUGCUCCGCCGAAGACACGCUUCGAGGACGCAAAGUCGCCAUAAAAAAGAUCACAGAUGUGUUCGACGACCUCACCGAUGCCAAGCGCAUUUUGCGCGAGAUGAAGCUGCUCCGACACCUCGGAGUGCACGAAAACGUCAUCAACAUUCUGGACGUGAUUUUGAUACCGCCCAACGUCAUGGACUUCCAUGACAUCUACAUCGUCACGGAUCUCAUGGAGAGCGACCUGGAGCGGAUCAUCAGCUCGUCGCAGCCUCUUUCAGACGCACACUUCCAGUACUUUUUGUACCAGAUCUUACGUGGUAUGAAGUUUGUGCACUCCGGGAACGUGCUGCACCGCGAUCUCAAGCCGUCAAACCUGCUGGUGAACUCCAAUUGCGACUUGUCCAUUUGUGACUUCGGACUGGCACGAGGAGUGGAGACGGCGCAUAACGAAGAUCUGACCGAGUACGUCGUCACGCGCUGGUACCGAGCGCCAGAACUACUCACAGACUGUCAGAACUACAACGACGCAGUGGACGUCUGGGCCGUCGGCUGCAUCUUCGCCGAAAUGCUUCGUCGUCGACCAUUCUUCACAGGACGAGACCCGUCCGAUCAACUACACAUGAUCAUUCGUGUGCUAGGAUCACCUACUGAGGAGGAAAUGGCCUUUGUGCCGCAUGAAGCUGCAAAGCGAGCUAUCUUGCAGCAUGGAUUUUACCCAAAGCGUCCGUUGAUCGAGUUCUUCCCGGAUGCGAACCCAUUGGCAGUUGACUUGCUGUCUCAGAUGCUCAAGUUUAAUCCAGCGGAGCGUAUUUCCGUCGUGCAGGCACUAGCACAUCCGUACUUGGCGCAACUUCAAAACCCCGUACGUGGAUGUGUGUUAUUACGACGAUAA